Dermacentor andersoni is the source of this 3414-nucleotide messenger RNA. The record is from RefSeq and is a predicted model, not a curated record. NCBI's taxonomy places the organism in Eukaryota, Metazoa, Arthropoda, Arachnida, Ixodida, Ixodidae.
AGAACCCGCAGACGUGCCAGAAAAAGAAAAACAUGACUGUAAGAGUACCUGCAUAUACCCAUCAUCCAAAAGAACUUACGUAAACAUCACCAGUCCUAAGCUACUAUUCCGUAAGCCUCUUUUGCAUAUAUCGUUAGCGGCGGUUCUCUUAUGAAGCAAGGUGCCUUCCUUCUCCCUGGAAAAACAAUCACUAUUCUUAGAUUCGCGCCGCUAUUAUUCGAAGCGAGGAGAAAAGAAAAAUAAAGAAAAAAAGAAGAGCUCGGGAGAAUCGUAGCUACACCGCGCAAGCUCUCUUCCGCACACGCGCACACGGCCUCCUCAACGGACGACGGCGAGUACAGGUUUCAGACACGCGAGGAUUUCCCGCACUUAUCGCGUGACCUUCGGUUAGCGUUUAUAAAAGGCGCGCGCUGCGAGCGGAUGCCGCACGUUGUCCUUGACGUUUCCUACAACGACUACAUCGCGGCGCGCCCCGGAACAGCGCCGUUGCUCAACAUCUCCUGGCUAUAGCGGAAUGGCGAACGUAACGUACGGCCGGCCUCACCUGUUGCUCAAGUUCUGUGCUUGCAAAGUGUGCUGAUGCGGUGACACCCCCGUGUGACCUGUCGUGCUAAGAGAAAGACUGCUAAGACGAAGAAACCACAACCCCCGGCCAAGGCACCGAGGGGUUCUUCUGAAAGGCUCGUUUCCCGACCAACAACUCCACCGAGCAGGAUGAUGUCUCCGCCGUCGCUGCCGACGCUUCUGCACCUAACUAUCGCGUUAGCGUUCGCGGCUAACCCGGGGUCGGCGCUGUUCAAGGGAGCCACGGGUGUCUGCGCGCCGCAGGCGCAUUCCUUCGGCGUGGGUGACCGGUCCACCUGCACGUUCUCCAAGAUCGUCGACAUCGACGAGCAGAGGAUACCGCCGGCGAUACCGAGCGUCCGGUGCAAGUGCCCGGGAAGCCUGUGCAGUUCCCGCGGCGACUUCCGCUGCGUCGAAGUGAAGGACCCGAUACAAGUGUCCUACCGCAGCCUCAAGUCUCCGACCACGCUGUACAACAAGACCAUAGACGUGACCACGUCCUGCGUCUGCGCCAUGAGCAGGAGCAGUUCGGCCAAGUCCAGCGGUCUGUUCAGGACCGAGGACAACGCCCUGCACAAGGAAUCCGACGAAGACGAUAGCCGAUUUGCGUGAAGCCUGUUAACCAUAUGGCGUCUGGAGAGACGGUGUGCUUUGAAACUCGCUGAUGUGACGAGGAAGCUUUAGCUCGGGCACAACUCCGACGACGCCCGUUCAAGCACACGUAAAAAGUGGACGUGCCUUUAACACACAAGCGCUGUAACUAUUUGAACGAACUUGUUGCAUUUGAGAUCGAAAGAGUACUUCUGGUAGCUCUAGUAAGCGGAGUGUUGACUUCGGACGUCAAUUUCUUUUAUUACAACUUCCAAAAAUUGAUUCGUUAAGACAUAUAUAGAAGUGCGAAGCUUACGAAAUCGUAACUCUGCACCAAAAACAGAUAUCGCAGUUUCGUGAACUAUAUCGGUUAGAGCAUUUAGAGUGAACAAACUUUAUAGCUCAAUUUACAGCUUGUAUGAUGUGGCUACAACGUUCGCAAAAGUUGUGCAAAUGUGUUGCUCACAAUUUAUCGAUAUACUUGGGACCGAUGUACAUAAUUAAACGUUGCCCGCUUGAGAAGUAUUAUUAGGUGUAGCUGAAGUACAGAAUGAUUCUAUCGCUUUUUAUUUUAGAACUACAUAGAUGAAAACUUCAUAUUUCAGUGUCCCUCGAAAUGUUUUUUUUUUUUUCAUUUAAAAAGACUGAUAGCAGAAAUUGCCAUUCUGCUUCGUACAGUUUGUAUAUUUGAACUUUCUUCUCGAUAUACAACAAACCUCAUAAAAGUCUGAGCUGUAAAUGCGGAGAAAAACGAUUUUCGUUUUCACGUGUAUUUAGGAAAGAGCUCCAGAGCUAAACUGCCUCUUGAGUAGCAGUCGCUGAUGCGGAGAUAAUUCCUCUAGCCGACACAGAUCUGAAGCUCGCUUAGGUGUCGAAUUUUUGUGUCUCUGUGCGCGUAUUACCAUAUCGAUGUGUUUUUUUCUGAUGUGAGCCUGUUAAUUUUGGCCUCAAAUGCCUGUACUGAACUCACUUUAGUAUGUGGUUCAACUUGUCCUCGCAUUUUUUUUUUCUCUAUGUCACAAUGCGUCCUGAAGUAUGUCAGGACUUCCUUUAUACCCUUUAUCGGUCUUGGCUCUCGAUUUUUAGAACACAUAACGCCUUUUCAGUAUCUCAAAUUACAGCUUAUUAUAAUUACCAAUACAUAAAAAGAAGUAGCUGUCCCCAUCAGGAGGCGACGAACUCUAUUUAUUUUAUUCCCUUUUCAAUAAACUAAUUACGCCACCGAAGGGCAGCGAUUUUGUAGCUAUGCCUAUCGCUCGAUUGUAUGCCAUUCUUAUCCGCCACCGUUUGCGGCCGGUUGAUCCCACUGAUGGCGUCGCUCUUACCUCUGACGAAGUGCGAAAAGGAACACCGUCAACAGAGGUAUCGCUACAAAAUCUUGUUGUUUGCCCGCGGCUCAUAUUCCUUUGUCUGUCACAAUUAUAAGUUGAUAAUCUAUUACAUAUAUUUCAUUUCGAUAAACUAAAACCGUCGCUGAAGGUCAUCCGCCGAUCUUAUUUUCCUUUCUUUCUCGUAUCAUUUAGGUGUGCGCUUAGAUUGGCGCUGACAUGUUUGAGAAACAUAUGCUUUCUUGUGCAAAGAUGGAUUCAAGUAGCAACACAGAUUUUUACGCCAUGUAUUCACUGAGCAACAAAAACUGCAAAACAAUGCUGGAGUAUUUUAGUCGUAGUCCUUGUGUUUACAAAAUGUAACAAAGCCUGUCUCCGCAUGGUUCACCCAGCUGCUUUGUACAUAGAAGUACCUUGUAGCCUGAUCACAUCGCACAAAUUCUGCUUUUAAGCCUUAACGCAAUAUCCCGUUACGCAGGCGGAACUGUCGUGGACUCGGCCCUGUUAUUGCUGUGACCACCAAUAUUUAUUCCACCUAAGAGUGUAUUAGGGUUGACAAAGGCAAACUCAGUAAACUGUUACUUGUGUGUGGUUUGAGGAGUCGGCUAACUGAAAAGGCUGGAAACAAAGGUAUGCUAAAGUCAUCCCAUUUUGCGGGGUGAUCUAUCCUUGAAGCAUGUCGUCAAGUCGUCCUGCAAUCUUUAUUAGCGUUGUUUAAAUGAUGCUAUACAUAGAGCUGUGCCAAUUGGGAUGUUCCUUAAAAUCUAGGGAGUUUAAAGGACGUCCACUGUUUUCAUAUGCUGUGUUUACGUUUCGUGUGUGACUUUCUUCGAUUCCUCGUUUGUAUUUUGCAAUCGCCUUUUAUGCUAGUAUACAAACGACAGGGACCCACAUUUAUUGUGGAAAUUAAAUAUGAGCGCUCAGAAACAUC